AAUGGUCGGAGAGAAGAGCAUGCCAGUCAUACCUUCCGUCAUCUCCUCACUUCUCCAUGUGUUAUCGUGAAUUGAAGCAUGUGGUCCCACACUCCUCUGCUUUAGCCAUGUGUCGACGUCAAAGUAAACUUCUUGCACCGUUGAACGCCCAGGCCACCCUUCACUCCAUCCAUCACACGUCCACCAUCAUGCCUCUCUGAACCACGCAAAUGGCCCCUUCCCGCCCUGCCACCACCUCCGCCUCCUCACACCCCACCUCGACCGCCGCGCGCAAGAAACCCACCACCGAACCCAACGUCAAAGAAGUCGUGUUCGGGAACCUACUCAUAAAACCAUGGUACCCGUCGUUCUAUCCCGAAGAGCUUGUAGGCCGGACGGUGGAGAGGUUGUACGUGUGCCAAUGGUGUUUUAAAUACAGUCGAGAAUUGAUGGGGUUCCUGGGACAUGUGCGGCUUUGUCCGCUUCGGACGACGGGGCCGCCGGGAGAGGAGAUAUAUCGGAAGGGGGAGUACUCGUUGUAUGAGAUUGAUGGGGAGGAUUGUAAGCUAUACGCGCAGAACCUCUCCCUCUUCGCCAAACUCUUCCUCGACACCAAAUCCGUCUUCUACGACGUAACAACCUUCCUCUACUACCUCCUCGUCGCGCACAACCCGGUCCCUUCAAUUGACUCUUCCAUCCCCGCAUCUCAAACCCCGUCUUCAACCACCCCCUCUCACAGGCCUACGCACACCUCCCAAGUCAUUGGCUUCUUCUCCAAGGAGAAAAUGUCCUGGGACAACAACAACCUCGCCUGCAUCCUCGUCUUCCCGCCCUGGCAAAAACACGGCCUAGGCCAAAUCCUCAUGGGUGCUAGCUACGAGAUGUCGAAACGCGAAGGCCGCCUGGGCGGGCCCGAGAAACCCUUAUCGGAACUUGGAGGGAAGGCAUAUAGCAAGUUUUGGGCGCAGACGCUGGCGAGAGUGGUGCUGGGCCUGGAAGAGGGGAGAGAGAUCACGGUCAAGGAGUUGAGAGAUGAGACGUUCAUCGUUGUGGAGGAUUUAGUGGCGACUUUGGUCGGGAUGGGGGUGUUGGAGCUGGGAAAGGCGGGAGGGGAGGGCGGGAGGGCGAAAGCGGUGAUCAACAAGGCCAAGGUGAGGGAGUGGGCGGAGAGACAUAAGGUCGAUCUGAGCAGUCCGGUGGACCCGGAUGCAUUUGUUAAUGCAGACGAGACGGAACGGAUGAGUGAGAGCGGGGAACAUUGAAAGGCUAAUCAUGCUUAUGAGAAAAAAUGGGUCGCGAGAUGUAGAGGCAUGGCAUUCAUGUACGGGCUUGGAUGUGGAGAGUUGAUGAAUAAUGAUACCCUGGGAGGCGUACACGGCGUUAUUUUAAGGCUUCACUUGUAUUCUUCGCUUGUUAUGAUGGUUCAUUACAUCUCUUGCAUCGUCUCAUUGGGGGUCGAAAAUCGAUAUGGGGUAUAGAAAUAAAUACUUUCCGUCCGAGG
Westerdykella ornata is the source of this 1480-nucleotide messenger RNA. RefSeq lists its product as uncharacterized. Bases 210 to 1241 code for a protein of 343 amino acids. The record is from RefSeq and is a predicted model, not a curated record. Lineage: Eukaryota; Fungi; Ascomycota; Dothideomycetes; Pleosporales; Sporormiaceae. Gene Ontology annotation, biological process: regulation of DNA-templated transcription. Gene Ontology annotation, molecular function: histone acetyltransferase activity. The transcript is spliced from 3 exons.